This is a messenger RNA of Oryza sativa Japonica Group (Japanese rice), 1780 nucleotides long. Its product is annotated as transcription repressor OFP1. Lineage: Eukaryota; Viridiplantae; Streptophyta; Magnoliopsida; Poales; Poaceae. Gene Ontology annotation, biological process: negative regulation of DNA-templated transcription. The record is from RefSeq and is a predicted model, not a curated record. Gene Ontology annotation, molecular function: DNA binding.
AAAAACCAUGCGAGCCCCAUGUUGUCCAGCGAACCAGGUGUGCUGACCGGACGGUAUGGCCCACCGUUCAGCGAGACAAGAAAGGAACAAAAAGAGCAGCGAAACCUCGCUCCGCACGCUCUCUCCCGCCGCUACUUAUCCCGCGCGGGUCACGGCGUGGUCGCGCUCUGGCCUGGCCCCCCAUUCGAUCUCUCCCUGCUCCUCCACUCCUCCUCCUCGUACAGCGCCGAAGAACGGAGGCGGCGCCGCCGCCGCGCCGGCGAGAGGAGAGCGAGGGAGGACAUGGGCCGGCGGAAGUUCAGGCUCUCCGACAUGAUGCCCAACGCGUGGUUCUACAAGCUCCGCGACAUGCGCGCGCGGGGCGGCCGCGGUGCAACUGCGAUGCAGCCGCCGUCGUCGUCGUCGUUGAUGAGGGGGAGCAGGGCGGCGCAGCAGCAGGCGGGCACGUGGAGGCUGGGGACGUCGUCGUCGUCGUCGUCGUUGCUGCCGCACAGGGCGUCGUACUACUACACCACCCGGGACAGGGAGGUCCCGCCGCUGCCGCCGCCGCCACCGCCGAGGGGCGUGGAUGAUCAAUUCCCUUCCCUCACGCUGUCGCCGCCGUUGCCGACGAGGAACAGCAGGAGGCGGCACAGGGUUGGGAGAUUUGGUUCGACGGAGAUGGAUGGCGGCGAGCUCGUACUAGCGCCGUCCGACGACCACGACGGCUGCAGCCACCAGGAGCCGCCAGUGGCCGAUGCGUCCGGGAGCUCCCGGUGCCGUCGCGACAUGUUCAUCGGGAGAGAUGGCGGCCGGGGCGUGGAGUUCCGGCGCCGGGCGACGACGGUGGAUGGUCCUGAGGAGGACGCCGCCGUCGAUGUCAAGGUGAUCACGUCGGACGCGGACAUAAUCAUCGACCUCGGCGCUGACGACGACGACGACACGCCGGAGAGGGUGCUCCGGCCUGUCGUGACCAGGCCCGCGAGGAGGGAGCUCGACUGGUGCGAGCCGGCGGAGGUGAAGCACGUCGACCUCGCCGAGCUGAUGACACCGAGAGCGAGCUCUGCCUCUGCCUCCUCGGAGAAGAGCAUCAGCACGGGCAAGCCGAGGCGUUCGUCCGUGUCGUCUCGACGCCGCCUCAAGACGCGCACCAACAGCCCGCGCCUCGCCGCGUGCAGGAAAGGCAAGCCGACGGCGCGGGCAACGACGACGACGCCGACGCAGCCGCCGCUCGCGCACAGCUUCGCGGUGGUGAAGACGUCGUCGGACCCGAGGAGGGACUUCCUCGAGUCCAUGGAGGAGAUGAUCGCCGAGAACGGCAUCCGCGACGCCGGCGACCUGGAGGACCUCCUCGCCUGCUACCUCUCCCUCAACUCCGGCGAGUACCAUGACCUCAUCGUCGAGGUGUUCGAGCAGGUCUGGACCGGCCUCGCCGCUGCCUGUGGCGUCAUGCCAUGAGAAAACGCCAAGAGUUCAUCGCUCACCAAAGCCUCCAUGCUCAUUGAUUGCUGCUUGGUGAAUCGCUGAAUCUUGCCAUGAAUUAUUAUAGUAGAGUAGUUUAGUUCUUUGAUUUCUAGUAGAUGAUGGUUAAUUAGCAGCAAGAAAUUAGCCAUAAAGCAAUAGAAAUAAAAUCGAUCGAAAAGUUUGGUUCUUUUCUUGCUAGGUGAUUUGCCUGAUUCUCCUCGCCUGUCAGUUUGCUUUCCUCAGUGUCACACUGACUGUAGUUAUGAGCUGCACUGCACUGCAUCACCGCUAGUUGAUUAAUACAGCUAAUGAUGAAUCACCAGUACAUUUUCAGCUA